Molecule: messenger RNA, 4617 nt
Organism: Pogonomyrmex barbatus (red harvester ant)
Lineage: Eukaryota; Metazoa; Arthropoda; Insecta; Hymenoptera; Formicidae
Gene: SNF4Agamma
Product: SNF4/AMP-activated protein kinase gamma subunit
Biological process (GO): protein phosphorylation; regulation of catalytic activity
Cellular component (GO): nucleotide-activated protein kinase complex; cytoplasm; nucleus
Molecular function (GO): protein kinase regulator activity; AMP binding; protein kinase binding
Source: RefSeq, a predicted model, not a curated record
CUCGAUGGAGGGCACCGGCAACGACAAGCAGAACGAGUCGGACGAGUGCGACGUGAACGGGGACAAUAGGAAGCGGAACGACGAUGACUCGACCGGGCAAGAGGACGUCGAUUGGAAGAUGAAGGCGGAGGACAAGCGCGAGUCCUUGGAGAACAUGAAUCUGAAGAACGAGAUGAAGACGCUGAAAAAGACGCUGUCGGCCGACGACGAGGAGGUCGACGAGGAGGACGAGGGGAGCAAGGAGUCCGCCGACGAGGAGGAGCGCAAGGAAGCGCGGCGGACGAGCGGCGAGAAGAAGGAGCAGGAGUCGUCCAGCGACAGCACCUCCACCAGCAGCACCGACGACGAGUCCGAGACCAGUUCGGAGGACAAGACGGAGCCGUCCAAGCCGGAGACGGCUAAGACGACGCAAACGGAUGUGACCUCGAGGGAGGAAUCGAAGGAUAGCGUGUCCAAGAACGAGGAUACGACGGACGACAGCGAUAUUGAGGAUGAUCUCGUCUCGGCGAUCAAUUAUAACACUAUUACUUCCCUGGCGGCGCUCAAGGAUAUGCUGCAGUCCUCCGGGGAGGAUUCCGACGGCGUGGACAGUUUCUUCCAUCAUUACUUUUUGUCGCAUGUAAACCGGCUGCCGUCGAGGAAUCAGACGCACAGCCCGUAUCCCUGGGGUAGGAGGCUGUCGGAGUGCCGGGAGGAGGACGAGUACGAGACGGAGGAAGGAAAGAACGUCGAUAACCCAAGUAUAAUCGAGAGCAAGAAGGAUGCGUCGAAGACGCAGGGCGAUAAGGCCGAUAGCGUUUCUUCCAAGACGUCGAAAGCGUCGAGCCCGUCGUCCUCGGAGAAGUCCAGCUCGGAGAAGAUCGACGAGAAAUCCCUGGCGACGUCCAGCGUAUCGGACGCGAAACCAUCGUCGCCGUCAUUGACAACGACGACGACGACAACGACGACGGCAACGACGACAGUCGCGACCACCUCGUCAACGACGACAACGGUUUCCGGCAGAUUUACAACAUCGACCGUGACAUCACCGACGUCGACGACGAAGCCGCCCCUACGGAGGAGGCAUACCACCGGCCCGGGCAUGACCUUCCCCGCGACGGAUCCCCCUUCGUACUCCACCAGCAUGACCUUCUCGAGGACGAGUCCAUUGCCCAGCCCGCAUUUCGACAAAAGGUUCUUCGACAGCAGCCUGAUCGAGAUGAAGAGUCAGGCGAGCAGCACCAGCACCCUCGAUUACGACUCCACGGAGGAGGUGUGGGUGCGCAGGAUGGAUUUCGUGCAGGAGAGAAAACGGCGGGAGCUUGGGUCGCAACCACUACCAACGAUCGUGACCGAGGACACGGAUAAUUCCGGCCAUGUUUCCCAAGGUCACAGGCCACGAGCAGAUACGUGGGGGUCGCAUUCGAAGCCGAUCAAAAAGUCGUCUUACGGAAGCGCACCUAGCUCUGGAAAAUCGACGCCUCUUCCGCAACCGGCCGAACCGUCGAGCUCAUCGAGUUCCGGCAAGGGCGGUCGAAAGACUUCCGGUACUCGAUCUGGUUCCACCAGUCGUAGUAAUAGUCGUAGUAAUAGCGCGGAACGUCGAAGGAGCGGCGGUGGUACAGACGACACCGCCAGUCCUACGAGAAAACCGGCGCUCUUUGAUGCCUUCAGACCGAGGAGCAAGUCGGACGCCAGCAAGAGGAAGCCCAGUAUUAUAGCUAAUAUGAAAAAUGUCGUUCAGCAUUCCUUGCAUAGAGGAUCGCACGGCAGCUCGUCGGUGGAUGUACGUACGGAGAAGGAGCAUCAUAAAGAAAGUCAAAAGGAACAAAAGGAGAAUAAGGAGCAGGGAAGCGGACGGCCUAGAGCUGGAUCCGAGAGCAGCAGGAAUCCUGUGAGCAAAGUUAUGGAUCUCAUUAGGCACAGGAGCCAUAGUGCCUUGAGCGCGGAGGACAAGCGGAAAGCGAGAGCGGCGGUGCAGCAUCAAUCCCAGGCAGCGUCGCAGAGUGCGCACAGGAGAAGUUCAUUGGAUCCUACGGCACGGAGAUUAUCCCUCGGGGCACCCGCGAUACCUCACAGAGCGUCUGAUGCUUGCCUGGAUCCGGUUCACGCUGCCAUACUCUUCAGGGAUGCACGGGGACUGCCGGUGGUGGAUCCCUUCCUGGAGAAAGUUUCACUGUCCGAUCUUGAGGAGGACGAAUCGCAGAUCUUCGUCAAAUUCUUCAAGUUCCACAAAUGCUACGACCUAAUACCGACCAGCGCCAAGCUGGUCGUCUUCGACACUCAUCUACUCGAAAAGGCCUUCUUCGCUCUCGUCUAUAAUGGUAAGGCUGCGCCAUUAUGGGACAGUUCCCGGCAACAGUUCGUCGGCAUGCUGACUAUAACGGACUUCAUAAAGAUACUUCAGAUGUACUACACCAGUCCGUCGGUGACAAUGGAUGAAUUGGAAGAGCAUGAACUAGAUACGUGGAGAAAGGUCCUUAAGGAUCAAGUUCAUCCUCUUGUAAGCAUCGGGCCGGAUGCGUCGCUAUACGAGGCUAUCAGAACCUUAAUACAAAACAGAAUCCACCGAUUGCCUGUGAUAGACCCCGAUACUGGAAACGUUCUUUAUAUCUUGACGCAUAAGCGAAUACUUAGGUUUCUUUUCCUAUAUAUCCACGAGUUACCGAAACCAUCUUUUACCAACAAAACGCUGAGAGAAUUAAGGAUAGGCACGUUCGAAAAUAUAGAAACAGCUACGGAAGAAACUAGCAUAAUUUUAGCGUUGAAAAAAUUCGUGGAAAGGAGAGUCUCAGCGUUACCAAUUGUCGAUUCUGAGGGGAAGUUAGUGAACAUUUAUUCAAAGUUUGAUGUUAUUAACUUAGCAGCGGAAAAAACGUACAAUAAUCUAGAUGUUUCGCUGCGCGAAGCAAACGAGCAUCGCAAUGAAUGGUUCGAAGGUGUUCAGAGCUGCAAAUUAGAUGAGACAUUGUUCACUAUAAUGGAAAGGAUUGUCAGAGCGGAGGUUCAUAGGCUAGUAGUGAUCGACGAUGACGAUAAAGUGAUCGGUAUAAUAUCUCUCUCCGAUCUGCUCUUCUACCUCGUUCUUAGGCCUUGUGGUGAGGAUGGCAGUAGCAAUAAAGGUAGUUCUACAUCAUUACGAGCACAAGAUUCUCUCUUGUCGAAGGCUCCCAGCUCUGCGCAGUCGGAAGCAUCGCUCGCCGACGGCGAAGUCGAGCAGGACGCUGCGGAAGCGACAGAUCGUAAUCAGUCCGAGGAAGCACCGGCGACCCCUAGUCCACCACUAAGCCCGGUCACGUCGGAUAUCUCGGAACCUCAGUCGACAUUAGUGAAUCAAACUCAAGAGGCGACGUGGCGGGAGGUGAUAAACAUUUGUGUCUCGGGCGUCUCGGGUGGGGAAUGAGACGUCGCUGUUUUCGCGUGCCGCCACGCACGGAUCAGACUCCGAACUGAAUUAACAUCGCUUUUAAUCGUAACGACGAAAUGAAUAAUAUUACGACUGCAUAUUUGUACAUCUUUGUUAUCGCCUGCGUUCUUCGCGAGGACGCGAGGACGCGAGUACGCGAGCUGAUUAGUGAUAUACGCCACGAGAAAGAAGCAAUGAACUGCAAGAAGAUGCCCGUUUGAGAAAUAAACGUGGCACGAUAGUGUAACAGAGGAAGUCGCUGAACGCGACGUCAUGAUAUAACAAACACGAUGCUCUGUAUAGUGUAUAAAAUCACUUAAGCUUAAUUUUUUAUGGUACAAAUGCUACACAGAGAUAUGCUAUACAUUAGACGUUCGAGCUUUUUGCCAAGGACAGUAGAUAGCUGCGCCAUUAUUUGCUCAGAAUGCGAUCCUCUGCGCCCUUCUAUAAUCGAGCACUUGGAAAGAAACGACGGAAUUUCGAAAGAAUGAGCUUUGGAGACGCGACAAAUCUUGUAGAUAAAGUCGCAAUUUAAUCAUGAUUAUAUAUUCUUUAUGCAAAUUGUGUUAUUCACCUUUUGUGAGAACGUAGAUAUUCGUUUUGGUCUUGUGUAAUUAGGAUCACGCCAAGAUUAAAAAGCAAAUAGUUAUCGAAGAGUAUUCCACGAUCGAGACAAAGACGAAUACUCGUCCUCGUUGUACUCGCGAGGCUUUUUACGAUUUUUUUCGAACGUAUUGUAUGUCACCGAUCUAAUUAAAUGUCUCUUUGACAUCUUACAUACUCAUUUUGUGAAAACUAUUUUUUUCUCUUUUGUCAAUUUCUGAAGAGAUGUAUUAGAGACAUCUAAUCUUAAUUACUGAUCUUGCAUAAUAAGUAGAUCAUUUUAACACCACUCUAUACUUACGAAUAGACAUGGUGCUUUUUAAGUUCUCCGACAUAAUUUUCAUUGAUUAUGUAGAAGUGACAUCAAGCGUAUAUCAAGCUGUAUAUUGUUAAUAUGUAUUGUUAAAGCACAGUUAGAAAUUAUUUCGGAUUAUAUCUGUAACACCUAAAAAAAUUGCGUAUCCUCUAUCCUAUUUUUUUGAUAUUUCAUUUUUAAUGUAUCGUCACGUGAAUUGAAGAGUAAAUUGCUCUCUGUACAAAAGCCGCAACUCGUUUGCCUCUUAUACUAAAGUCAUAAUAUUCUAUACAAAAUAACUAUAGAAAUAAUAAAACAGGAUCAUUUACUCAAA